AUGAACAAUCAUUGGCUUCUACUGCUCUUUUUAUGCUUCAUUCUCAACAGUAAUCUUGGAGGGGACACUAUUUCCGCGAAUAAAUCUCUUUCAUUUGGCGAAACAACAGUCUCAUCAGGUGAGAAAUUUGAGCUUGGUUUCUUCAAACCAGGUAAUUCUUUCAACUACUACAUAGGCAUAUGGUACAAGAACACUAUUUUAUGGCAAAAUGUAGUAUGGGUAGCAAAUAGGGAUAAACCACUUGAUUAUGGUACUACUAACUUAACAAUUCUUCAUGGCAACCUGGUGCUUAUCGAUAAAUUUCAAGGUAUAGUUUGGAAAACACAUGCUGCUAGUAUUAUUACUUCAAAUCAUUUAGUCAUAGCAGUUCUGCGUGACGAUGGAAAUUUGAUUUUGAGUGAUAUGCCAAAUUCAUCAACACCUUUAAUACUAUGGGAAAGUUUCGACUAUCCAACAGAUACAUUGUUGCCUGGUGCUAAGCUUGGAUAUGACAAACGUCGUACACAAAGGGGACAGGUUCUGAUUUCAUGGAAGAGUUUGAGUGAUCCAGCACCAGGAUUGUAUUCUCUAGAACUAGACCCCAGCCAUGCUCGAUUUGUUAUAAAAUGGAAUAGGACUAAACAGUUCUGCGCAAGUGGUUCAUAG
This is a messenger RNA of Solanum lycopersicum (tomato), 645 nucleotides long. Its product is annotated as G-type lectin S-receptor-like serine/threonine-protein kinase At2g19130. Lineage: Eukaryota; Viridiplantae; Streptophyta; Magnoliopsida; Solanales; Solanaceae. The record is from RefSeq and is a predicted model, not a curated record.